Messenger RNA from Cylindrotheca closterium, 1302 nucleotides. NCBI's taxonomy places the organism in Eukaryota, Bacillariophyta, Bacillariophyceae, Bacillariales, Bacillariaceae. The record is from the annotation of a GenBank genome assembly.
AUGAAUUCGAGUUCCAAGCUCAUUCUUGGCGUCGUCAUUUUGGCAGUGACCAUUCAGUGGCGACUGUAUUCCCUCAAUCUGUGGCCAGUGGCAAACAUUCUACCCCCAUUGCAACCAUUUCCCUCCAAUGAUUCUCGUCUGACCGGAAAGGUUGAAAUUAUUGGCAAAGGCGAUUUGUUGGGACCCGAAAGCCUGGUACUUGGCAACUAUGCGGGCAAAGAGGUGCUAUUUGCAGGAUUGACGGAUGGUCGGAUAGUUCGAAUUGAGGAGACAACCGAGAACAACAAUCGCAGUGACCUAUCUUGGGUCAGUUUGGUUCGCACUGGGUCGAUUCCUCUCUCCGAUUCGACUUCCUGUGGAAAAGGUUGGUUUGCCGACACAUCCAACACCGAAGCAAUUUGCGGUCGACCUCUGGGGAUGCAGCUGGUCAAACGUUCAACUGUUGAUCCUAGCCACAGUGACGAUUCCUCGACUACGCAGGAAGAUGAAGAUGUCUUGGUCAUUGCCGAUCCGUACAUUGGACUUUUAAUGAUUACUGGAAUCUACGAAGACACUGCAAUGCGCCACAUCCUAGCGACUCGAGCCAAGACCGAUCCCGAAGAUACUCAUUUUCACCUUUUAAAUGGUAUUGUACAAGCACCUGAUGGUUCCUUGUACAUUACGGAAACUAGUCAAACCUUUCAACGACGGCGCAUUUUUUACGCAGCAUUGGAUGGAAAGCCAGCAGGUCGACUGAUGCGGUACACAAAGGAAACUGGACAGGUCGAGGUGGUGUCGACAGGCAUUUUCAUGGCGAAUGGUAUCGCACUUUCCUAUGACCAGAAAUAUUUGAUCGUAGUAGCCGGAGUGCAGGUGCUGAAGUAUUCGCUACAGGCACGGGCGAUGGAGCCAGAACCGUUCAUCUACGCCAUGCCAGGCACUGGUGACAAUCUUCACACUGCAGGUCGGCUACCAACAGGAGAAGUACGAGACUGCUACUGGUUUGGCCUUGGUUCGAAGUAUUCGAGACCCUUUAGCCUGCUUAACGCAGUGUCUGGGCAACCAUUUAUAAAGUCCAUCAUUGGAGCUUUGGUCCCAUACAAAAACUUCGUCGCGGCCAUUCCCAAGUUCUCGGCCCUAGCAGUCUUUGAUGCUGCUACAGGGGACCUAAUUGAAAUAUAUAGGGACGUAACCAAUGUGGCACCUUGGCUAUCAGAAGCAACGAUAUUUGGUGAGUAUCUCUAUUUGGGAUCUUGGUUCAACAACUACCUUGCUCGUGUCAAAGUGGAAGAUUUGAAGUAUAAUUCGAGUAGUCUAUCUUGA